Molecule: messenger RNA, 1269 nt
Organism: Mangifera indica (mango)
Lineage: Eukaryota; Viridiplantae; Streptophyta; Magnoliopsida; Sapindales; Anacardiaceae
Product: polygalacturonase-like
Exons: 4
Coding region: 15-1190 (391 amino acids)
Biological process (GO): carbohydrate metabolic process
Molecular function (GO): polygalacturonase activity
Source: RefSeq, a predicted model, not a curated record
UUUUUCUAAUAAAUAUGUCUAAGCUUUCAGUUUCUUGUAAAUUCUUCAUCAUCUCCUUCCUUACACUCUUCCAAUCAACAGUUGAAGCCUAUAAUGUCAUCAGCUUUGGUGCAAAACCAGACGGUCAAACUGACUCAACUCAAGCCUUUGCAAAUGCCUGGGAAUCGGCAUGCAAAUCAACCAGGCCGGCCACCAUAAAUGUUCCCAAGGGCAGGUUCCUGAUAAAACCGAUAUAUUUUAAUGGAACAUGUAACAAUGAGAUUAUCUUCCAGAUUAAUGGAACUAUUAUAGCCCCGGCAAGCUAUUCGUCACUCGGAGAUUCUGGAUUCUGGAUUAUAUUCUACAGAGUCUCUGGGUUGAUUGUUCGUGGUGGAACGUUUGACGCCAAAGGAGCUGCCUACUGGGAUUGCCGGAAAUCUGGAAAAAGUUGCCCACCUCUACCUAGGUCAGUAACAUUCAUGGAGUCAAGUAAUGUCGUGGUUAGCAGAUUAAAAUCGUUAAAUAGUCGAUAUUUCCACAUAGCUAUCGAUGGUUGCGAAAAUAUUACACUUAAAAAGCUGAACAUCAGUGCUCCAAGCUGGAGUCCUAACACAGAUGGCAUCCAUAUCCAAUCUUCCUCCGGAAUAUCCAUAACUGACAGCUCCAUCAAGACUGGAGACGACUGCAUAUCCCUCGGCCCCGGCUCUAAAAACUUGUUGAUCCAGCGCAUUGCCUGUGGCCCCGGCCAUGGAAUUAGCAUCGGCAGUCUUGGGGACAAUGCAUAUGAAGAAGGUGUUGAAAAUGUAACAGUUUCAGAUUCAACUAUCAGCAGAGCUGAAAACGGAGUGCGGAUUAAAACAUGGGCGAGAUCAAGCAAUGGAUUUGCCAAAAACAUUAAUUUUCAGAAUAUCGUCAUAGAAAAUGCUUAUAACCCCAUAUUCAUUGAUCAAUAUUAUUGCCCUGACCACAAAGGUUGCCCUAAUCAGAGUUCCGGAGUCAAAAUUAGUGGUGUUACAUAUAAGAAUAUAAAGGGAACAUCAGCCACAAAAGAAGCCGUGAGAUUUGAUUGCAGCUCAAGCAAUCCUUGUACAGGGAUAGAGUUACAGGACAUCUAUCUUUCUUAUAAUAAUACUGCAGCAGCAUCGUCAGCAUAUUGUAGAAAUGCGCAGGGGAGCUCCAGUGGAGUUGAGGUACCAAAAAGUUGUCUGUAAACAAAAAAAUUCCUGUAUAGUUGAUUAUAGAUGUUUUUGUGUGUGUGUGUGUGUGUGUAUACACACACACACAAUAUGU